Messenger RNA from Dentiscutata erythropus, 581 nucleotides. The record is from the annotation of a GenBank genome assembly. Lineage: Eukaryota; Fungi; Glomeromycota; Glomeromycetes; Diversisporales; Gigasporaceae.
GUACAUUCAUGAUAUUGGUUUGCGGUGCUAAUAUUGUGGAUCUCACGACUCAUGAGUUAUUGGAAAAUAAUAGACUAAAUGAAAUUACUGAACGUUCAGGCGAUUUAUGCGGAGGGGCAUCUGUAGAUAGAGAGUUUAUAAAAUUCUUAAGACGAAAAGUUGGUGAUUCGACUAUAAAUAAGCUGCUUGAAAAUCACUACGGUCAAUUUCAAUAUAUGGUACAGGAAUUCUGUCGCCGUGUCAAAUUACCAUUUACUGGUAAUAGGAAUGAUUUUAGAACCUACGAACUUGAUUUGGAUGAAGUAUGCCCAGUACUGAAACAAUAUGUAGCCGGAACUUCAAAAGUAAAAUUAGAAAAAGAUGACUGGAUAAUUGAUUUAGAAUAUUAUGACGUUAAAAGUAUGUUUGAUCCAGUAGUAGACAAGAUUCUUAAGUUGAUUAAUGGGCAUCUUACUGCCAGCACAGGAACGUGCGCUGUUAUGUUUUUGGUUGGGGGGUUUAGCGAGUCCAAGUAUCUUCAAACGAGAAUUAAACAAGCGUUUGGAGCUCAAAUCGGGGAAAUUUGUAUCCCAAAGGAUCCG